Colias croceus (clouded yellow) is the source of this 515-nucleotide messenger RNA. RefSeq lists its product as uncharacterized. The coding region runs from base 6 to 494 and encodes 162 amino acids. The record is from RefSeq and is a predicted model, not a curated record. The transcript is spliced from 4 exons. Lineage: Eukaryota; Metazoa; Arthropoda; Insecta; Lepidoptera; Pieridae.
GUUUCAUGAAAGAAAAGCACAUCACACUUUUGCAUUACACAUUCGACCUUUAUAUGGAAAGGGUUGAAAUUACGUAUUAUGACCAGGAAUACGUUAAGAAUGCGUCGACGACAGUGAGAAGGUACUCCAGGAAAAGUAACCCAGUUCUAAAUAUAUAUGGUUACAUUGAAAAGGCGUGGGAUAAGAAUGUAUCGAUUGCAAUGGUAAUCGAGGAAUACCUUCACAAUGAAUAUAGACCAUCAUUUGUCAGGUUUCAGUUUAAGCUUUGUGAUUUAUUCGACUCUCCAUUAUUAGAUUUAAAGAAAAACUAUGGCUUGGAAUGUCCAUUACGACCCAAAUUCUACAGCCUUACAAACAUAAGCAUAAGCACGAAUACUUUGCCAAAUAUCUUCCCGAUGGAACAGGGCAGAGUUUACGUCUUAUUUUUUAUCACGGAAACCAAGCAUCCUAUUGUAAAAAGCUACUUAUAUACUAAAUUUGUAAAUAAAUUGUAAUAAACGUCUUCAUUGCUUUUC